Messenger RNA from Astyanax mexicanus (Mexican tetra), 3530 nucleotides. RefSeq names its product calcium channel, voltage-dependent, gamma subunit 8a (gene cacng8a). NCBI's taxonomy places the organism in Eukaryota, Metazoa, Chordata, Actinopteri, Characiformes, Acestrorhamphidae. Gene Ontology annotation, biological process: neurotransmitter receptor transport, postsynaptic endosome to lysosome; regulation of AMPA receptor activity; neurotransmitter receptor internalization. Gene Ontology annotation, cellular component: AMPA glutamate receptor complex; postsynaptic density membrane. Gene Ontology annotation, molecular function: channel regulator activity; voltage-gated calcium channel activity. The record is from RefSeq and is a predicted model, not a curated record. The transcript has 6 exons. The coding region runs from base 359 to 1660 and encodes 433 amino acids.
CCACGCCCCCUCGGUACGCGUCCUCUCUUCAGAUGCUUCCCAGCGCAAAGUCUGACAGAAGCGCAGCUGAAGUGGGUCGAUAAUUUAAGAGGAGAAACAGUACUGUCAUUAAAGCCUUCUGAGAGGAGAAAACAGCAAAACCUAGAAAAUCUACACCCACCCACGGGCAAGAAAACGGGGGAGAGAGAGAGAGAGAGGGAGGGAGAGCGAGCAAGUGAGCGAGCGAGCAAGCAAGCGAGUGUGUAUGUGAGAGAAAGCGGGAGAGAGAGAGCGAGAGAGAGGGAGAACAGUCGAUGGAUGCUGCUUGGACGGAUUGGUCGGUACGUUCUUCUGUGACGAGGACCAGGGAGCUGCAAGGAUGGAUGGAAAAGGCAGACACAUUCCUCCAGCGAUGGUGUGGUGUGAGCGGGGGAUCCAGGUGCUCCUCACCAUGGUCGGGGCCUUUGCAGCAUUCGCACUGAUGACGGUGGCCAUUGGCACAGACUACUGGCUAUACGCACGGGCAUUCAUCUGCAACAGCACUGCCAACUCAACUCAGGACGACCCCCACAACAAGGACAAGAAAGACCCCGGAGCCCUCACACACUCUGGCCUCUGGAGGAUCUGCUGCCUGGAAGGGUUAAAACGAGGCGUGUGCUCCCAAAUUAACCAUUUCCCUGAAGAUGCUGAUUACGACCAGGAUGCUGCAGAAUACCUCUUGCGUGUCGUCAGGGCCUCCAGUAUAUUCCCUAUCCUUAGUGCCAUCCUGUUGCUGUUAGGUGGGGUGUGUGUGGCCUCCAGCCGCUUCUAUAAGAACAAGAGACACAUCAUCCUGGGAGCAGGCAUUCUGUUUGUGGUGGCAGGCCUCAGUAAUAUCAUUGGUGUCAUUGUGUACAUCUCAGCGGCGCUCAGCGACAUCUCACCCAAAAAGGAUGAGGAUAAGAAAUGGCACUACUCAUACGGCUGGUCCUUCUACUUCGGUGGUCUGUCCUUCAUCCUGGCUGAAGUGGUGGGAGUCCUGGCCGUUAACAUCUACAUCGAGCGGAACAAGGAGCUACGCUGCCGCUCACGCACUGACCUGUUCCGCAGCACCACCUCGGCCGUGCUGCGACUGCCGAGCUACCGCUUCCGCCGCCGCUCCUCCCGCUCUAGCUCCCGCUCAACCGCCGAGCAGCCACGAUCCCGGGACCAGUCCCCCUCCGGUCUCGCCGCCAAGAACUUCGGCCCACCUCUGGCUGCUGGACCACCUCCAUUCUCCGUGGCCACACUGCCUAACCCGCACACACAUUCUGGAGGCGGGGGUGGAGGAGGAGGAGGAGGGGGUGUUGGGGACAUCUCUAUGUAUACUCUAGGGAGGGAGGGGAAGCCUCCUAUGUAUGGUACGGUGGACCGUGCCACGCUCUACCAGCUCCACAACUACUUUCCCACCAAGGAAGGAGGAGGAGGAGGUGCCUUAAUGACAGGGACCCUGCCCUCGCUGUCCAAGUCCAACCUGGCAGCGUCAGCCAACGCCCCCCUCAAUGCCCCGUCUUCCUCAGGCCCUGGAGUCCCGGCGCCCACCCUGUCCGCCGGCUCCACCGCCACCAUGGAGAGGGAUAGAGGGCUGGGAACGCUGGAUAGGCUGGGGAAAGGAGAUAGCUCCAACACCAACACUCUGAACAGGAGAACAACACCGGUGUGAUGAAGCAUGAUGGAGUGUGAUGGUGGUAAAGGUGGAGAUGGUUGGGGUGGGAUGGGGAGGGUUAGUGGGUUUUAGAGAAAAAGGAUAACAAGAAAGAAGAGAAAGAUGGAAAAAGAAUGAUCCGAGAAAAUGGUGUAUGCAAACAAUAUCUGAAAGAAAGAAAGGAGCGAAACAAGAGAAGCGAAAGAAAAGGAAUGGUCGCCAACCCUGGUCUUGUAUUUAACGCUCUGCAAGGUCCUACUAAGGGACUACACUAACUUGCCACACCUUUACCAGCUAAGUCCUUGAUUUGCUGGAUCAGGUGCAUCAGUGUGUUAGGUAAGAAGGUCAGUGUACUUGCUCAGAGGGAGGUGGCAUCACAAACUUUUCCAUUAGGGGUGUAAAAGUAAAAAAUAUAUAAAUAUAUCUUUACGGUGGCGAUUCAACUGUAUCAGUUUCAAACGUUGCAAAAAAUUGCAUAGAUUUCAACUUAAACAAACAUUAACUUUAUAUCAAUUAAAGGAUGUACUCACAAAAGGCACGGUUCAGCCCCCUCCAAACUCCCCUAGUGGUGUUGUGCGAAUUCAACACCCCCGCCAUGAAAAGCACACUCUCCUGGAGAUAAACCACUUUAACUUACUUAGGAAAAUGUGCAAAAAGUCAUGGUUAUUUCCAUCACGGUUACAUACAUAGUGAUAUAGCACGCGCUCCUGAGAGGGAAGGCUUUUCCUGACUGCGGCCGCCAUGUUUGUUUACAGGAACGUUGCAUCACUGAUAUCCUCUUGUUCCAUGUUCGGGCAGGACAGAGCUUAAACUGCAUGCAUACUGUCCACAAGUCGAAGUGAACCAUGCUCUGGUCCACCUCUUCAAACAGGACAAGGCACGGUUUAGUGUACCAUGCCUGGGUAUGGUUCGGAGCGAUCGCAUGACUCAAUUGAGCCGUCCUUUGGAAUUCUGCCACUAAUUGCCUAGUGUGAGUACACCCUUAGACUCCAAAAUUAACAUUCACUAAGACCAAAAUAUUUAAUUACAAUAAACAGAAGCUCAUUCACAUUGCACCAGACUCUAGUUCUGUAAGAGAACAGAGCCAAGCUACGAUACUUGAAUUGAAUGGAAAUGUAAAUAAUUUCAAGUGCGUCCUCCUCAUAAUUUAAAUAGAUUUUUUUUUUAUCAGUCUGCAAGUAACUGCUGGUGUCGUCCUCUGUUUCAUUAUGAUGGAACUAGUUAAGCUCAGUAUACACCUGUUCAAAUUAGUUUAUAUUUAAUAAUCUUACAAAUAGUCCAGAUUAUUUAAAAAAGUUCUGAACUAAAUCACUUAUUAACUGCUACUGUUUUGUCACCUGACUGUUGUUAUAUGCUCACAUUUACUAGCUAGCAAAGAGUACCUGGGGUGUUAUACUGCUAUUUAUAGUUUAAACUCUAAAUUCCCUACAAUAAUAAUGAUACUAGAGAUGGCUGGGGACAUGCAGCAGUUUUUGACUAAACAAAAUAAAAGAUUUGGCAUUUUUUCAUUUAUUUUGCCACGUUUUCACCACUGCCAAUUUUUUUAUUAAAAGAAAAUGACACAGUUAAGAUAUAAAAAUAUUUACUAAACACUUAACAUUUUAACACUUCAGUAGAAACAACAAUAAAGCACAAUGUAACUUUAAAUAUAUUAGAAAAAUCUAUUAUUCUGUCUUUUCACUUAUUCAGUCGAUUACCAAAAGUGCUUUUUUUUUUUAACACUUUUCGGAUUAAUCAUUUUAGCUGCCAAAUAUUCAGUGCAUCCCUAGUUCUAAAUCUGAUAAGAUUUUACACUAGUAGAUAUGAAGAGGCAGGAAGCACACUGAUGCUACAUAAAUAACUUUAUAAUUUUUUUUUCAUUUGGUCAGAACUAGAAAUCAGAAGUCGU